AUGGGCAUCCCAAAGUUCUUCCGCUUCAUGUCCGAGCGGUAUCCGCUCAUUUCGCAGCUUAUCCAGGAGAACCGGAUUCCAGAGUUCGAUGCCUUGUACCUCGAUAUGAACGGCAUCAUCCACAACUGCUCCCACCCGAACGACGAUGACGCGUCGUUCCGAAUCAGCGAACACGACAUCUUCCUCGCCAUCUUCAACUACGUCGCGCACCUCUUCAGCGUCAUCAAGCCCCAGAAGCUCUUCUUCUUGGCUGUUGACGGAGUCGCGCCGAGGGCCAAGAUGAACCAGCAGAGGAGUAGGAGGUUUAGGACGGCCAAGGAGGCGAAGGAGACGCUGGAGAAGGCGAAGAGGCGUGGGGAGGAGAUACCGGAGGAGGAAGGGUUCGACAGUAAUUGUAUCACGCCGGGAACGCCUUUCAUGGCAAGGCUGUCGGCGCAGCUCAAGUACUUUAUCGCGAAGAAGGUCAGCGAGGACGCGGACUGGAGGGGCGUCGAGAUCAUCUUGUCGGGCCACGAGGUCCCCGGAGAAGGCGAACACAAGAUCAUGGAGUACAUCCGCCUCGCGAAAGCCCAGCCAGGCUACAACCCCAACAUGCGUCACUGCCUGUACGGCCUCGAUGCCGACUUGAUCAUGCUUGGGUUGCUUAGCCACGACCCGCACUUCUGUUUGCUGAGGGAGGAGGUUACGUUUGGGCCGAGGGGCGGGAAGGGGAAGGCGAAGAGCCUCGAGAACCAGAAUUUCUACCUCAUGCACCUCUCCCUCUUCCGCGAAUACCUCGACCACGAGUUCUCCUCUCUCAAGUCCUCCCUCCCCUUCGACUACGACCUCGAGCGCAUCAUCGACGACUUUAUUCUCCUCAACAUCUUUGUCGGAAACGACUUCUUGCCCCAUUUGCCGGGGUUGCACAUCAACGAGGGAGCGUUGAACAAGUUGUUCGAGAUCUACAAGCGCAUCUUGCCUGGUGCUGGCGGCUACCUCAACGAACACGGCAAACUUAACACUCCGCGCCUCCAGCUCGUCCUCAACGAGCUUGGCGGAUUCGAGCGCGACCAGUUUGAGCAUGAGGUGGCGGACUUUGGAGGUGGGGGCGGAGGGAGGAAGGGAGGACGGAGAGGAGCGGAGGUUGCGGCGGAGAAGGCGAGACAGAGAGGCCAGCUUGUCCUCUCGGAAUCGCAGAAGCACAUCGUCGACCAGGUCGCCUCUUUCGUCCUCUCAAACCUCGCCACCCUCCCCGCCUCCUCUUCCUCGCAGCUCCAAUUCCCCAACACCCUCUCCUCACACCGCGACCGCCGUUUCCUCUCUGACUUUGCCGACGCCCUCAAGCUCUCAGUUACCUACGACGAAUUCAACGACGAGGGCGAGAACCUCGUCACGAUCCGGUUCGACAACGCGCUCGUUGAGCUUGCGCGCGAAGAGGAGGAGGAGAAGAGCGAUGAUGUGAAGGGCCCGCUCGAAGGCGUGAGUGACGAGUCGAGCGAGGGAGAGGACAGUUCCGAAGCGGAGGAGAUUGGGAUUGUUCAUCUCUCGCUCGACGGGCGCAUUCGACGACCGUCGCAGGUGAAGAAGCUGAACGGCGCAACGGGCGGGACGGACUCGCCUGCGCCCGGACUCGAGAAGGUCGAGGGCGAGCCGGAGUGGAAGGCGGCGAUCAGGAGGGUCCUCAACAAGUACGUCAAGGCGGAGGUGGCCAGGGAGUUGACGCAGGCCGAGUCCGAAGCCGAGCAGGAGAAGGCGAUUCAGGAGAAGAUGGUCGAGUGGAAGAAGGACUACUACAGAGAGAAGCUCGAGUUCGCGCAGGAUGACCAGAAGGCGGUCGAGACGCUCGUCUAUCGCUACAUCGAGGGAUUGCAGUGGGUCCUGCGGUACUAUUAUUCCGGCGUCGCUUCGUGGGGCUGGUUCUACAACUAUCACUACGCGCCCAAGAUCACCGACUUGAAGAACGUCGACAAGCUCUCGUUCGAGUUCGACCUCGGCAAGCCCUUCCGACCGUUCGAGCAGCUCAUGGGUGUCCUGCCCGACCUCUCGUCGCAGCACAUCCCGCCUGCGUUCCGCGACCUCAUGUCGGACCCGACGUCGCCCAUCAUCGACUUCUACCCGACGCGCUUCGAGCAGGACAUGAACGGCAAGAAACAGGAGUGGGAGGCGGUCGUCAAGAUUCCUUUCAUCGACGAGCAGCGUCUGCUCAAAGCCAUGUCGACGCGGGAGGCGCGCCUGACGAAGGAGGAGAAGUCGCGCAACCUUCUUGGCGAAAGCACCAAGUUCGUCUUCGACGACUCGGUCGAUGUCACCUACCCAUCAUCGCUCCCCGGCUUCUUCCCCGACCUCGUGCACAAUCACACCCGCCUCGAGACGUUCCACCUCCCGACGCUCGAGGGCGGCCUCUCCUUCCGCACCGGCCUCAUGCCUGGCGUUCUCCUCGGCAAGGACGCCAUCUCCGGCUUCCCUUCGCUCCACACCAUCCCGCACACCGCCUCGCUCGGCUUCCACGGCGUCAACGUCUUCCAGUCGGACUCGCGGCGCGAGACGAUGGUCAUCUCGAUCGACAACGUCUUCGAGGGCAUCAAGCCUGAGGACAUCGCCCGUCUCAUCGUCGGCAAGCGCACCUACGUCAACUACCCCAUGCUCCGCGAGGCGCUCGUCGAUGCCGUCUCGGACGACCUCUUCCGCUACGAGAUCGACUCGAGCGGCCUCGUCAGGCCCAUCCCGCACACCCAGAACGAGAUCUACCAGUGGAAGCGUGCCGCCGACAGGAUUGAGCACGUCUACUCCAAGUCGAAGGGCUGCUUGAUUGGUCACGUCGAGGUCGUUGUGCAUGCCCGCGUCCUCAAGGGUCUCAGGCGCGAGGCUGACGGCUCGAUGGUGAAGGAGUGGGAGGACGAGACCGAAGACUUCGCUCUCCAGGCAACCGUUUCGCACAUCACGAACGAAGACGUCCGUUAUAUGGAACGUCCUCCUAUUCCCGUCGACAUCGAGUACCCGGUCGGCACCAAGGUCUUCUUCCUCGGUCCGCUCUUCUACGGCGUGCCCGCGCAAGUACUCGACCACAAGGACGACAGUCUCUGCAUCCGCAUUGCCUGCUUCUCAACCGACAAGUCAGAGAACGGCUUCUUCAAGGCUCGCCUCGAGCAGGUCAAGGACGCCGCCUACCACCCUUCGCACGUCGUCGCACGGAUGGUCGGCAUGAGCGGGCUCACGCUCUCGAAGAUCACGUCGAGCCUGCUCCUGUACAACUCGGGCGACCAGCGUGUCAACGUCGGUCUCAACCUCAAGUUCGAGGCGAAGCAGCAAAAGGUCCUCGGCUACUCGAGGAAGACCGAGUCGGGCUGGGAGUACAGCACGAGGGCGAUCGAGCUUAUCCGCGAGUACAAGGCCAGCUUCCCCGAGAUCAUCGCCACGCUCGACACGAACAGGGGCGACCUGACCCGCGCCACCGACUUCUUCCCGCCCAACACGGUCAACGAGCGGAUGAAGGCCCUCGUCAACUGGAUCAAGGAGAAGGGCGUUCGCGACUUUGAGAAAGUGCCGCUCUUCUCCGAGCAGCUUGACAAGGACGCCGUCCAGCUGAUCGAGAAGUUCGAGGACAAGCUCACCGCGACCAAGACGCUCGACAAGAUCAAGCAGGCGCGCAUCGACAACAUUCCUCGCCAGGGCGUCCUCAAGCCUGCGCACUCGUCUGUUCGCCUCCGCGAGCAGCACUUCUCGCUGGGCGACCGCGUCAUCACUGUCGCCGAGACCGGCAGCGUUCCCCUCUCCGCCAAGGGCGUCGUCGUCGGCAUCCAGACGAGCUUCAUCGACGUCGUCUUCGACGUGCAGUUCAUGGGCGGCACGAGCCUCGGCGGACGCUGCUCGAACUACCGCGGUGCGACCGUCACGCCGUCCGCCGUCCUCAACCUUACCGAGCAGCAGUACGCGACGGGUCAAGGCGUCCCUGCGCCCGCUCCUGCGCCGGCCCCGGUCAACAAGAAUGCCAGGUUCCGUCAGGGACCCCUUGGAGGACCUGCUGUCCUGCCUGCGUACGGCCUGCCCGCCGGAGGCUUCCAUCCUUCGCCGGCUCACGCCGCUUCCAACGGCCGUGGACGUGGUCGUGGUGGACUCAACGGCAACGUCCAGGUCAUGCAUAACCCGGCUCGCAACGUCUCCCCUCAGACCUCCUUCCACGCCGUCGCGACUGGCAAAGCCCCCGCCGCUUCCGCCUCGUCGAAUGGCCAGCCUCAAUCUCAGCAACAGCGUCUCGGGCAGACGCUCGGUAUCCGAGGUGGGAUGCACCCUCUCCGCGGUGGACCGCCUCACCUCGGCCGGGGCGGCUUCGUCCCUCACGCCGGCGCCUUCGGAGUCGGGAAUCACACUGUGCCGUUCCAGGCUGCGACGCGCGGUAGGGGCGGAGGAGUCGCGGGGACGGGUGCGGUCCCGCAGGCGAGGGGAGGAGUUGCGAUCCCUCCUCCGGCAGUGUUGAUGCAGCAGCAGGGAGCAAGGGGUGGAAGGGGUGGUGCGCGCGGUGCGGGACGUGGAGCGGCGAGGGGUGCCAGGGGAGGAGCGGGUCAUGGUGGAGCUGCGGCACCGGCCGCUGCGAACGCUUCGGCGUGA
This is a messenger RNA of Rhodotorula toruloides NP11, 4584 nucleotides long. RefSeq names its product 5'-3' exoribonuclease 1. Gene Ontology annotation, biological process: nuclear-transcribed mRNA catabolic process; rRNA catabolic process. Gene Ontology annotation, molecular function: 5'-3' RNA exonuclease activity; RNA binding. Bases 1 to 4584 code for a protein of 1527 amino acids. The record is from RefSeq and is a predicted model, not a curated record. Lineage: Eukaryota; Fungi; Basidiomycota; Microbotryomycetes; Sporidiobolales; Sporidiobolaceae. Gene Ontology annotation, cellular component: nucleus. The transcript has 15 exons.